Messenger RNA from Andrographis paniculata, 1443 nucleotides. Its product is annotated as pyrroline-5-carboxylate reductase. NCBI's taxonomy places the organism in Eukaryota, Viridiplantae, Streptophyta, Magnoliopsida, Lamiales, Acanthaceae. The coding region runs from base 343 to 1173 and encodes 276 amino acids. Gene Ontology annotation, biological process: L-proline biosynthetic process. The transcript has 11 exons. The record is from RefSeq and is a predicted model, not a curated record. Gene Ontology annotation, molecular function: pyrroline-5-carboxylate reductase activity.
ACUAUAUUAAGAAAAAACGUACAUCUUUUGGCCCUAAACCGUUUCUUCUUCCAUCUUCCUUCGUUCUUCGCCCCGCUGCGGCUGCCGCCGGCGACUCUCAGGAACGAGUGUUGAUUUGAAGGAUUGUGCAGCUUCGCCGUCGUUUUCCUCAUCCGUUUACGCCUCCUACACCGUCAUCUUCCUCUCACACCGGGUCGUCUUCCUCGUCCAACGGUUGCUCUCCUCUUCGCCUUACUUGCCCUGGCUUUUUUCGACGGGUGGGCUCAAGCUCUAAUUUCUUCCACAGUAGUUGAACAGUAACAAACUCAUUUGGGCGUAUUAAAGAAACACAGCCUACGAAAGAUGUCGAACAUCAUUUCGUUAUCAAGUGACUGCAUCAAUCUUGGCUUUAUCGGAGCUGGAAAAAUGGCUGAGAGCAUUGCACGAGGUGUGAUUAAGUCAGGGUUGAUGCCUGCUUCUCAGAUUCGAACCGCACACAGUGGCAAAGCUAGGCGCACUGCCUUUGAAUCACUUGGUGUCAAUGUGCUUGCUGACAACCAUCAGGUCGUCCAAGAUAGUGAUGUGGUUGUAUUCUCUGUGAAACCUCAAGUUGUCAAAGGGGUUGUGGAGCAGUUGCAGCCAUUCCUCUCAGAGAAGAAGCUAUUGGUUUCUGUUGUAGCUGGAGUCAAGUUAAAAGAUUUGCAGGCUUGGGCGGGUCAAGACCGGUUUAUAAGGGUAAUGCCAAAUACCCCUGCUGCUGUUGGUACAGCUGCAUCUGUUAUCAGCCUGGGCACUGGUGCAACUAAGGAAGAUGGUGAAUUGAUUGCAUCGAUAUUUGGUGCAAUUGGCAAAGUUUGGACAGCUGAUGAGAAAUUGUUUGAUGCUAUUACUGGCCUAAGUGGUAGCGGGCCAGCAUACAUAUAUUUAGCAGUAGAAGCUUUAGCUGACGGAGGUGUGGCUGCUGGUCUUCCUCGGGAACUUGCACUUGGCCUGGCUUCUCAAACAGUACUUGGAGCUGCAACAAUGGCCGUAAAUUCUGGGAAGCAUCCUGGCCAGCUGAAAGAUGAUGUUGCUUCACCUGGUGGGACAACUAUUGCAGGGAUUCACGAGCUGGAGAAGGCUGGUUUCCGUGGGAUUCUGAUGAAUGCAGUCGUUGCUGCUGCAAAGCGUGGUCGAGAACUCUCUCCUAAUUAGGUACUAUUUUUGAUCUCUCAUGGAUUAAUUGCACGUUAGUACAUUCAACUGAAGACUAUAGACAGCUUCAUAUGGCCCUAGUUGAUCUGAUAAUGGCCUAUUUCACGUGCACACACAAUUAAACAUACUCAGUUGCAAUAAUCUACCUUCAUGUGUAGAAGAUUUAUGUGAAUGUGUGUGCACCAAGGUCUUUUGAUACAUAUCCCUGAAAGUGAAAGCCUUACAAAUUCUUGUAAGCGUAUAAGCCUUAGUUUCUUAUUUCAAAAAUAA